AAAUUCCUGAAACCCAAGAGUGGCGCACCCCGGGUACCAGAAACCUGAGUUACAGUCGCCAACUCAAGCUUUUUUCUCCGUCGCACGCACGUACCACCACCGCGCCACGAUUCCGAGUCGCACCGGCAGCGUCGCUCCUACUCUCCGACGGUUAUCUUCGUAUCUCUGUUUGACAGAUAAUUUGGUGGCCUUAACUUGAAAGGACAGAAAUUAGUGAUAGAGAGGAACUUGAACUAAGCUCCAAUGGUGGCCAAGGACCAAACAUCCAAAAAGAGGAAGCAUAACUCAGGUUCCAAAGCCAAACCGAGUAUCUCCAAGAAGUCAAAGCUUGGCUUCUCAAAACCUCCCAAUCCUCAAUUGCAACAGCAACAGCAUCAACAUAAACAAAGACAACCUCUUAAAUCAAAAUUUCAGAAAUCAGAAGCUUCACAAGAAAAGGUGCCCAAAACAAAGAGAGAGCAACGUCUCCAUGCCAAGGAACUUGCAGAAGCUAGAAAGAAGAAGAGGAAGCCGCAUUACACUCUGGAACAAGAGCUUGCAUCUCUAUGGGAAAAGAUGAGGCGUCGCAAUAUUGCUAAAGAAGAUAGAUCCAAGCUGAUAACUGAAGCUCUAGGAAAGAUGAGAGGGAAGAUUCCAGAAAUUGCUAGUUCACAUGUCUCAUCACGUGUCCUGCAGACUUGUGUCAAACACUGUUCACAAGCUGAAAAGGAUGCUGUAUUUGGGGAACUUCAGCCACAUCUUCUAAACCUUGCACGCAACACUUAUGCUGUUCAUCUUGUGAAAAAGAUGUUGGAUAGUGCUUCUAAGAAGCAGCUAGGAGGAUUUAUUUCCUCUCUACAUGGACAUGUUGCUUCUCUUCUUCGACACAUGGUUGGAUCGGUUGUAGUCGAGCAUGCAUACCAGCUGGGAAAUGCUGCUCAAAAACAAGAGCUUCUGAUGGAAUUAUAUUCUACUGAGCUUCAGUUGUUUAAGGACCUUGUCUCAAUGAAAGAAAGCAGGUUGGUAGAUGUGAUUUCAAAACUAGGCCUACAAAAGACUGCAGUCUCACGGCACAUGAUUCUGGUGAUUCAACCACUUCUUGAGAAAGGAAUAGUUGAUCACUCUAUCAUACACAGACUGUUAAUCGAGUACCUUAGCAUAGCUGAUCAGUCCUCUGCUAGAGAUGUGAUUCAACAGCUCUCGGGCCCACUUCUUGUUCGUAUGAUCCAUACUCGGGAUGGAUGUAGGCUUGGAAUGCUAUGCAUUAAGCAUGGGAGCACUAAGGAAAGAAAGAAAAUUAUCAAAGGAAUGAAAGGGCACAUAGGCAAGAUAGCACAUGAUCAUUGCGGGAGUAUGGUUCUUGUUAGCAUUGUUUCUAUAGUUGAUGACACAAAACUGACAACGAAGAUUGUCAUUUCCGAGAUUCAAGAAAAUUUGAAGGAGCUUGUUUUGGACAAGAGUGGAAAGCGAUCUUUACUGCAGCUUCUUCAUCCAAAUUGUUCACGCUAUUUCAGUCCUGAUGAUCUGGCUUCUCUUGAAUUAUCUGUUCCUUCUCUCUCUCCUGGGGAUAAGUCAGGAAUAAACUCUGAAGCAGGUUUAAAGGAUGAAGAAACUAGCGAUAAGGUAGUCAAAAGUGAGGAAGAAUUAACAACCACCAAUGACAAUCAAAGUUUAAGCUCAAAGGAGAAUCUGCCCGGUGGGAAAAAAGAUCCAUUUUUAAGAAGGCAGGAGUUGUUAAUCAAAAGUGGGCUUGCAGAGAAUGUCAUCAAUAUUUGUGUUGAGGGCGCUGGAGAAUUGCUUAAAUCAAAUUUUGGCAAAGAAGUAAUAUACGAGGUUGCAAGGGGGGGUUCUGAUGGAAUUCUUCGGCCAACUUUGGAUGACAAGUUGACAAGCUUACAUGAAGCCAUAGCAUCUCUUGCUGAAAAGUCUAAAUAUGAAGAGGCAGAGGAGGAGCAUGUCCUCGAAAAUUUCCAUUCCAGUCGCACCAUAAGAAAAUUAAUCUUGGAUUGCCCUGCAUUUGCUGCAACUUUAUGGAAGAAUGCUUUGAAAGGGAAGUGUAAAUCAUGGGCCUCAGGUCACAGUUCCAAGGUAAUCUGUGCAUUCUUGGAAUCCCAGCAUUCUGAAGUUCGUGACAUGGCACAAGGAGAGUUGCAGGUGUUAAUUGAUGCUGGUCUCCUCAAAGUCCCCGAAACCAAGCAACCGGCAAAAGAAGACUAAAGUCACGUAAAUCUGUCACCAGAGUGUGCGGCAGAUUCCUGAUCAUAUCGUCUUAUAGGCGAUAUAACGUUGCAAAUUAGCCCAAAUGGUUCGGAGGAUAAUGAAAGAUAAGUAGUUGAAUUUAGUCAAAUCUUCUGUUCUUUCCUUUUCUUCCUCAGAGGUGUCCCGUAGAGAUACUGAUAAAAGCUAGAAUCACACUUUUUGUCCGUAUGCACCAUGAAUACACUCGAAUGACAGCCAACAAAAAAUUUUGUUUUCUGCUUCUAAGUUGGAAUUUUGCAAUUGGGUUCUUUUUCUGAAUCUUAUAUAUUAUAAUUAAUAUAGUUGAGUGUGUGUACAUUGUUUUAUAGCAAUCAAAACCUGGUCGGCUGAAUAGAUUUCUGGUAGAAGUAUAAUGUAAUAGCUAUUGUGUUGGACACUUUUAUUACA
This is a messenger RNA of Carica papaya (papaya), 2625 nucleotides long. RefSeq names its product pumilio 24 (gene PUM24). Gene Ontology annotation, molecular function: mRNA binding. NCBI's taxonomy places the organism in Eukaryota, Viridiplantae, Streptophyta, Magnoliopsida, Brassicales, Caricaceae. The record is from RefSeq and is a predicted model, not a curated record. Gene Ontology annotation, cellular component: nucleolus. Gene Ontology annotation, biological process: regulation of translation.